Messenger RNA from Rhineura floridana, 3749 nucleotides. RefSeq names its product transmembrane channel like 5 (gene TMC5). The coding region runs from base 605 to 3223 and encodes 872 amino acids. The transcript has 23 exons. The record is from RefSeq and is a predicted model, not a curated record. Gene Ontology annotation, molecular function: mechanosensitive monoatomic ion channel activity. Gene Ontology annotation, cellular component: plasma membrane. NCBI's taxonomy places the organism in Eukaryota, Metazoa, Chordata, Lepidosauria, Squamata, Rhineuridae.
CCUUCGCAAACUACAGUUUCCAGGAUUCUUUUGAGAGGAGCCGUGACUGGUUCGAGCGGCAUCACCCUGCUUUAAAAGUCUAGGGCGGUUGGGGUCUUGGUCUCGGCGGAUAAGCUGGGGUUUUGUUUCAGGGAACCGGAGACUGACCUGGAGCUCUGCUAGCUCAGCUGCCGGGACCGGGCAGUUCCUCCCGCACCCGGAUGCUUGACUGUGCGUGCCUUUGUAGGACAACGCGUGCCUUUUCUGGGAGCGACGCCGGCUUCGGUGUCGGCACCUGCCGUUCUGCUGGGGGCGGAACUCAGCCUCCUUCUCUCCCCCCCUCUCCCUCCCCUCUCCUCCCCUCUUCGCCUGGCAUCCUCUGCCAGCCACUUCCUGGAGAAGUGCGGGCCGCCCUCCAAGAGGACUAGGAUGAUGACCUGAACAGCGCUUCCCACUUUCCAGCGAACCCGGAUCCACCUGCCUGCAUCCCGGGCUGGAGAGAAGAUCCUUCAGCUGGCUUCUUCCACGGGGUUCAGGAUGAAACUUCACCCAGUAAAGAACUGAAGCAACCUGCUAGGUUGAUUUCAAGAGAUCUUUCAUACUAGGGCAAAGAUUUGGUUCCAUCAUGUCUUUCCACUACAAUGAAGCCUUUGAAAACCCGGACUAUCAUUACUCUGAAACGCUGGAGAUUGACAGAACAAGACCUUCUCAAAGGAGAACUUCUUUUAGUUUUAAUCCUUACGAUUCCUACAAUGAUUACAACAUAGAAGAUGGAAGAGAGCAGGAUGCAUUUGUCCUAAGACCUGUGAACUCAGUGCGGAUUCCAUCCGAUGAUGAAUACAGACCGAACAAUUUUGGGUUUCAGAUGCCUGGUACAAACCCAUAUAGAAACCCACAUGUUAAUCCUUCAUUUGAGUAUGAACCAGAAUUAACGCAGAUGUCACCUCCUUUCAAUAAUUCUCUGAAUGACCAUUAUACACGCAGACCAUCUGAUAUGCCUGAUGGAGUUAACUUCAUCCAGAGACUGAACAGGCAAGAGGAUGAUAUGGUCUUCAUGACACCUUCUAGUCUGCUUCGAUUAGACCCAGGAUAUAAGGAGGAAGAGAAAAAAGAAGAAGAAAAGUUAAUCGGUGAUCUUGCAGCCAUGUCCACCCGAGAAAGAAUGAAAGCCAUCCAGAAGAUUCCAAAACCAAUGAAAGAAAAGAGAGAGAUCAGGAAUAAAGUUCUUACGAAGAGAACAAAAAAGUCCUCCAGCCAUCAUGCUCAGAUUAACUGUUGCGCCCAGUGCUUCUACAACAUCGCCUUGUUUUUCCGACGGUUUAAAAAUGGAUUCUGGGACUGCUUUCAGCUCCUCAAGCUCUGGCAAAGGACUCUAAAAGACAUUGGUGGCAAGUUUGGGACCAGCGUCCGUUCCUAUUUUGUGUUUCUGACAUGGCUCCUGGCGUUCAACAUUUUCUCAUUCCUUGUGAACUUCAGUUUUAUUGCAGUCCCUCAGCUCAUAGCAGGCAAACCAAAUAACCUUUCGUUUACUGGUCUGGAGAUUUUCACUGGAGCUGGUUAUUUUAAAGACACUGUGCUCUAUUAUGGGUUUUACUCCAAUGCUACAGUCACGAAAAAUGAGAGCAUCUCUCCGUAUUACAUGCAGCUGGCCUAUAUUUUCACCAUAGGAAUUUACUUCAUUAUUUGCUUCUUAAGCAUACUUUACAGCAUGGCGAAGUCCUUCCGCAACAACUUUGUUAAUCCUCAGCUGUACUCCGGCAACGCUGCCAAACUCCUCUGUGUCUGGGACUUCAGUGUAACCAAUGAGAAAGCUGUGAAGCUGAAGCAGAAAAAUCUCAGCACUGAGAUAAAGGAGACCUUGUCUGAAGGGAAUACUGAAGCUCUGAAGCUUUCUCUGGGUCAGAAAAUUGCCCAGAUCUCUGUUCAUCUGGCAGCCUGGAUUGUCUCAGUGGUGGUAGCAGUCGCAUCGUGUGCUGGCAUUUACUUCUUUUCCCACACUGAUUUAUUUCUCAAUAAAGAUUUAACUGAGCUGGAAAGCGAAGCAACCACCCUGGUACUGCCAAUUGUGGUGAGCCUUCUCAAUCAUGGCGUACCUUUCAUCUACUCUUUCUUUGGCUUUGUUGAAAAAUUCACUCACCUCCGGUACCAGAUCUACACUGCUAUUAUCAGGAAUGUUAUUCUGAAAAUAUCGAUCAUUGGAAUCCUCUGCUAUUACUGGCUUAACAAAGUGCCUGCAUCAAAGGCAGAGUGCUGGGAAACUCUGGUUGGCCAAGAUAUAUACAGGCUGCUUGUAGCUGACUUCAUCUGCUGCUUACUGGGAUCUUUCUUUGGAGAAUUCCUGCAGAGAAUCAUUGGAACCAAAUGCUGCAAAAAACUUGGCGUGCCAGAAUUUGACAUUGCUCGAAAUGUUUUGGAUUUGAUCUAUGCACAGACUUUGACAUGGAUUGGCAUCUUCUUCUCGCCUCUAGUGCCAGCCAUCCAGAUGAUAUCAUUGUUCAUAAUCUUUUGUGUGAAAAAGGUCAGUCUGAUGAUGAACUGCCAGCCACCUCGCCAAGCUUGGAGAGCUUCUCAGAUGAACACCGUCUUUGUUUUCCUCCUGUUUUUCCCAUCUUUCACUGGAGUCCUCUCUGUCAUAGCAGUCACUGUCUGGAGGCUGAAGCCUUCCAAGACGUGCGGUCCUUUCCGAGGCCUGGUGACCAUCUUUGAGGCUGUUUCCAGCUGGCUGGGGAUACUCUCCAGUUAUUCCGGCUCGAGAUGGGUUGUGUGGAUUUAUCAUAACUUACUCGAAAGCGUGCAUUUCUUCCUCAUCCUUUCCAUCAUUGUUCUAAUUAUCACAUACCUCUACUGGCAAAUAAUAGAUGGGCGUAAAAUAAUGGUGAAACUUCUGCAAGAGCAGAUCAUCAAUGAAGGCAAAGAUAAAAUGUUUCUAUUGAAGAAACUACGUGCACUGCAGGCAUCUAAACUUCUAAAUUCAGGACAGCAGCUGCAGAGGAAUUCAUCUGUUCACCAGACUAGACUGCAAAUGCAUUUCCAAUUGCCUAACUCCACUGACAGCCUUCCAGCAGCGAGGGAAAGAGACUCUUACUUUGAGUCUUCAAGAAUUCCUGAAAUGACCAGUUUCUCUCAUGCAACUCAAGAGAAUGGCCGGACAGGCAGAGAUGCUGAGGCUUCUGAAGCUCUGGCUUUGGCUUUGAGAGCCAGGCAAGAGGCGGAAUGGGAAAUGGAAGAUGAAGAAAGUUCCUGAAAGUACAGGAGUGCCAAAUGCACAACAAGGCACCCCUGACAGAAUUUUGCUAUUUGCACUAAUAAGGUUUUUGCAGUAGGAACUGCCUGAACUUUGAACAUUGACAAAUGAGGAUGUGAGUUAAAAAAGCAAGGAUUUUUGCAUUAAAAUGUAUUUUUUCACAGGUUGCAAUCAAUUCUGCUUUAUUUUUUUUUAAAUGCCAUGGAACAGAAUUAAAACAGGAUGCAGUUCUUCACCGAAGUCCAGCAUUUACUACAUACUUGAGGAAACAUAUGAGAAAAACCACCUUUUCCAUGGAACUCUCAGACUGGACUAGUAUAAUUUAUCCCUACUGGUUAAUUGCCAAGUAUGAGUGUAUAAGCAUUUGUUGUAAUCGUCUUUCUGAAAUGCUUUGUUUUUACUAUGUUGAUAAGAUUUUUUAAGAGUUUACAGAGGGAUUUAUAAAUAAUGACUGGUCUUUUUAAAUUGACAUGUAAGUAAAUUACACCAAAAUGUAUAUCUGGUUAUAUGUUUCUUCAUCUCUCCU